This is a messenger RNA of Aedes aegypti (yellow fever mosquito), 462 nucleotides long. RefSeq names its product zinc finger SWIM domain-containing protein 7. The record is from RefSeq and is a predicted model, not a curated record. The transcript is spliced from 2 exons. Gene Ontology annotation, biological process: double-strand break repair via homologous recombination. Lineage: Eukaryota; Metazoa; Arthropoda; Insecta; Diptera; Culicidae. Gene Ontology annotation, cellular component: Shu complex. The coding region runs from base 1 to 462 and encodes 153 amino acids. Gene Ontology annotation, molecular function: zinc ion binding.
AUGAGCGGCCCGCCGGAAAACGUCAAUGGAACGUCUCUAUCGAAAGAGCAUCUCCUGGAGCUCGAAUCGUUAUUCGGCCGUGCUUUGCUAGGCAGAGCCCUGACCCUGAUACACGGAAAGAAACCCCUGAAGCUGCUCCGUACUCCGAGCGGUGCCGGUAGAUUGUACGAAGUGCCCGGUUCCAAGUUUGCUGUAGUGUACAAAAUCUUCCCGGGAGUAAAUUUCUGCACGUGCGAAUCGUUCCGCUACUGGGUGCUCCAACAGCAGCAUCAAGCAACCUGCAAGCACGUCCUGGCCACUAGAUUGGCCCAGGCGCUUGGAUUGGAGGUGGAGGAGACCCUGUCUGAUAAGAUAUACCAGGAGCUGUCAGCCGAGCUCAUCAAGGAACGGCUUAACAGUACGGCAAGCCGUUCGUCGAAUAUCGCAGGCCCUGGGGAAGGACCAUCGAAAUCGCUGCAGUAA